Messenger RNA from Drosophila eugracilis, 1950 nucleotides. Its product is annotated as cilia- and flagella-associated protein 45. The coding region runs from base 204 to 1820 and encodes 538 amino acids. The record is from RefSeq and is a predicted model, not a curated record. The transcript has a single exon. NCBI's taxonomy places the organism in Eukaryota, Metazoa, Arthropoda, Insecta, Diptera, Drosophilidae.
UUUCGCACUUUGUGCCUCGUUGCAUGGCUACUCGAUGGGCCACCUUGGUUACCACCGCUUGUUAACCAAACAAGUUGUCCAAGCAACGACCAUUUUAUUUGCCUUCCACAGCGGACUCGUUCAUUGUGGUUCAGAUUCUCAUCUAGGAGAUAGUUCUUCGAAUCGAGUUUUCACACCUCAUUACCUCGCGUGUCUUACGAAAGAUGCCCUGCUUUUCCGCCUCCAAUGUGCGGUUCGUCAGUGCCGAGUCUCAGUUGCAGCAAAAGUGCAAUGAGCUAAGGGCUAGGGCACGUGCCCAAACGGCGGCCUAUCGCCCACCUCCUGGGGGCUUUCGUCCCUCCACCACAUCCUUCGGGUCCUUCAGGAGGGCACCCUGCGACCAGUCGGCGGCCUAUGACCAGAAGCAGCUCAAACGCAAUGAACGGGAGCGAAAGCGCAAUCAGGGCACCAAACAGGUGGUGCUCCGUGCUGGUGAGCUCCGGCGCCUCAAGGAUCUGGGAAAGCUUGAGACUGUGAGCGAAAAACUGCAGAGGAUUGAGCAGCAGGAGGAGGACCACAGCAAACAGCUACAAAUGGUUGAGGAGACGCGCCUACGUUUCAAAGCCAUCGACGAGGCCAGAGGUGCGGGAGCUUCCGAUGGCAGGACCAGCCUUCUCAGUGAGAUCCUGCAGGAGAAGGAAUCAGUGCUCAGUCGCGCCUUUCUGGCCCGCCAGGAGCAGGAACAGGAGGUGAAGCAGAUCAACCGGAUGAUCCUGGACGCCAAGUGUAAGGCAGUGAGGGAGGCGCAGAUCCAGGAAAAGCACCUCCUCUCCAAGGCUCUGCGCGAGGACGACGAGCGACUGGCUCGCAUGGUCAAUGAGCGCGCUAAAAAGGCACUGACAGAAGAGGAUGAGCGGGAGCGACUAGAGGUGGAGAAACGUAACCGCUACGCCCAGGAAAUCCGGCAGCAGCUCUCAGAGCGUGAAAAUGUUCGUUACUUGGAGGCCAAGCGGGUGGCCGACGAGGCCAAGGACAUCCGUCGCGCCACCGAACUACUACGUGGCCAGGAGGAGCAACAGCGGGCUUUUGCCCAAAUGCGUAAACAGCGAUUCCGGGAGGAGCUGCAACGCAUCCGGGACAUGUCGAACGUCUUCAAAACGAUGCUCAGUGAACAGGAGCGAUUAGCCGACCUGCGGGUAACCGCUUACAUGAGGGAGAAGCAGGAGAAGGAGCGCCAACUGAAGGAAAUGCAGCGUCUGGCCAAAAAGGAGUUUGAGCGCCGCCAGCAGCGCAUCUUCACGGUGGCUGCAGAGGCCAUGGAGACGCGCCAGACCAACGAUGAACUGAAGUAUCUGAAGGAGCGGGAUCGCGUGGAGCGUGAGUACCGCCAAAAGGAAAAGGAGGCGGCAAUCUCGCGAAGAGAGGCAGAGCGGGAUCUGCUGGAGUCGCGAGCCCAGCAGGCCCAGGAGAUGAAGCAGCGCCUGGCCCUAGAGAUUGCCCACGCCGGGGAAGAGUUCGCCAAGGUCAUGGAGCGGAUGCGCAAAGAGGAGGAGCAACAGAAGGCGAUGGAUCGUCAGCGAGACGCCCAACGGCAAGUGUACCGACAGGAUCUGCGCCAGCAGAUGACCGACAAGCAGGCGGAGCGCCGCCGUCUAGCUGAGUUGGAGGCCGGACGUGUGCAGAAGUGGCUUGACCAGGAGAAGCAGCGGGACGCCAACAUCCAGCAGGUAAUCAACGCCAAGAUCGCUGCAAUGAGAGAGAAUUGUCUGCCAGAGAAGUAUCUGCGGGAGGUGGAGAAGCAACUGAAGAGCAUUCAAGGCACCCGUAAUCGGAUCCGCUGAGAAGGAUAAGAAGGUUGCCUAAUAUCGGGAGGUCUGGAAAAGCCAGAAGUUGGGGCCAACCAGCGCCUGAAAGUAUGUGGCAUACGCCAUUCACUUUUACCGUAAGGUUUCAGAAUAAAUUUCACUUCGA